AUGGCGGACGCAACAUCUUCGUCCUCAACCCCACCGCUCCUGCCUGGCGGGUUCCACGCGUUCAACCCGCAAGCGGACUUCUCGGACAACACGGUGACCAACACCUCCCGACCGCUCACCGACGCCGUCAUCACGAUCCGCAUUAUCAAAUCGUUCGAGUUUCGCUCCAUGAAGGCUUACGUUCUCAAACACGUCGACCUUACCACCACUACGAUCGCUUCACUCGAGGACCUCUGUCGGACCGAAGUGAGGAGCAGUCCAACCUUCAAAGCCUUCCGCAGCUACGCGGAAAAGUUGGACACGCUCAAGCUGUAUACGCGCGCCCACGGAAGUAAGACCACCAACCUCAUCAUCAACCUCGACCACGACGAUUGGCUGCUGGAAGAUCGAAACCUCCCAAAGCUGGCAGGCGCAGACGGGGAGAGGACAAAGGAGACGACCACCCUGGCAGAUAUCGGGGUGGAGAACGAAACCGAGCUGAGCUUUUUCAACAAGCAGGCGUACGAGGAGUUCUUGGCCAAUCCGAACACCAAAUGGGACGCUACGGGCUAG
Molecule: messenger RNA, 552 nt
Organism: Kalmanozyma brasiliensis GHG001
Lineage: Eukaryota; Fungi; Basidiomycota; Ustilaginomycetes; Ustilaginales
Exons: 1
Coding region: 1-552 (183 amino acids)
Source: RefSeq, a predicted model, not a curated record